Hevea brasiliensis (rubber tree) is the source of this 1083-nucleotide messenger RNA. RefSeq names its product putative disease resistance protein At4g11170. The record is from RefSeq and is a predicted model, not a curated record. Gene Ontology annotation, biological process: signal transduction; defense response. Bases 24 to 746 code for a protein of 240 amino acids. NCBI's taxonomy places the organism in Eukaryota, Viridiplantae, Streptophyta, Magnoliopsida, Malpighiales, Euphorbiaceae. The transcript has 2 exons.
CGACCCUUCUUUUAUCACUUAUCAUGGCUUCUACUUCUUCAACCCGUCCCAGCUAUGAUGUUUUUAUUAGCUAUAGAGGCAAAAAUAUUCGAGAUGGUUUUGUCUCCCAUCUCUUGAAUGCUUUCCAGCAAAAACAAAUCAAUGCCUUCUUGGAUGAAAACCAUUGUAAAGGAGAAGAUAUCUCACCAGCUCUCUUGGCAACAAUUGAAGAAUCAUAUGUCUCAGUAGUGAUUUUCUCUCAAAAUUAUGCCGAUUCUUCAUGGUGCUUGGAUGAGCUUGUGAAGAUACUUGGAUGCAGGAAAACAUUAGGACAAUUAGUCCUACCAGUUUUUUACCAUGUAGAUCCAACUGAUGUUCAAGAGCUGACUGGGAAUUUUGGGGAGGCAUUUACUAUUGCUAAGCAUGGAGAAGAACUCAAAGGCUGUUUAGACAGGGUGGAACAAUGGUGCCAUGCUUUGAUGGAAAUAAGCAAUAUAAAAGAAUGGGAUUCACGGAAUUUCAAGUUUGAAUCCAAACUAGUUGCGAAAAUAGUUAAUGAUGUUUGGGAGAAAUUAGGUUGCUUCUCUUCAAGUGAUUCUCCCAUUGACAACUUAGUUGGACUUGAGUCGCCUGUAAUGAAAGCGGAAUCCUUAUUAAGUAUUGAAUCAACGGAUAAUAAAAGAGUCAUAGGAAUUUGGGGUAUGGUAGGUAUUGACAGGACAACUAUUACUAAUGAAGUAUACAGUCGAAAACUCAUACAAAUUUGAUAGUUAAUGUUUUGUUGAUAAUGUCAAAGAGCAUAUGAGAAAACAAACAUCAAUUGCUUUAUGCGAUAAAAUCAUUGAGCAAUUUUUAGGGUAAAAAAAUUUACCUAUAAACACACCUCAGUUACCUGCUUUCAUUAAGAGAAAACAUCGUAGUAAAAAGGUCGUCAACGUUGUUGACGAUGUGGAUGAUCCAAACCAUUUAAAGCUUUUAGCAAGAGAUCAUGAUUUGUAUCAUAAUGGAAGUAGAAUUAUUUUAACUAGCAGAGAGAGACAUUUGCUUAAAAAUGUUUGCGAUGAGGAUUAUAUAUAUGGGGUUGAAAAAUUAAUUUAUGAUGAA